Arvicola amphibius (Eurasian water vole) is the source of this 3006-nucleotide messenger RNA. It is a transcript of the gene Dcaf5, whose product is annotated as DDB1 and CUL4 associated factor 5. Bases 72 to 2888 code for a protein of 938 amino acids. NCBI's taxonomy places the organism in Eukaryota, Metazoa, Chordata, Mammalia, Rodentia, Cricetidae. Gene Ontology annotation, molecular function: protein binding. The record is from RefSeq and is a predicted model, not a curated record. Gene Ontology annotation, biological process: negative regulation of fatty acid biosynthetic process. The transcript is spliced from 9 exons. Gene Ontology annotation, cellular component: cytoplasm; Cul4-RING E3 ubiquitin ligase complex.
AGGGGAGCGGCGGCCGGGCGUGCGGCCGAGGGAGGGGCGGCGGCGCGAGCGGCGGCGGCGGCGGUUCCAGCAUGAAGAGGAGAGCUGGCCUGGGGGGCAGCAUGAGGUCAGUGGUGGGCUUCUUGUCCCAGCGGGGCUUGCAUGGGGACCCCCUGCUCACUCAGGACUUUCAGAGGAGACGCCUGCGGGGCUGCAGAAACCUCUACAAGAAGGACCUCCUCGGCCACUUCGGCUGUGUCAAUGCCAUUGAAUUCUCCAACAAUGGAGGCCAGUGGCUGGUCUCAGGAGGAGAUGACCGCCGAGUUCUGCUGUGGCACAUGGAACAAGCUAUCCAUUCCAGGGUCAGUCCCAUACAGCUGAAGGGAGAGCACCAUUCCAACAUUUUCUGCCUUGCUUUCAACAGUGGCAACACCAAAGUCUUCUCUGGAGGAAAUGAUGAGCAAGUUAUCCUCCAUGAUGUUGAAAGCAGUGAGACCCUGGAUGUGUUUGCUCAUGAAGAUGCAGUGUAUGGCUUAUCGGUGAGCCCAGUGAAUGACAACAUUUUUGCUAGCUCUUCAGAUGAUGGCCGGGUUCUCAUUUGGGACAUCCGGGAAUCUCCCCAUGGAGAGCCCUUCUGCCUGGCAAAUUAUCCAUCAGCCUUUCACAGUGUCAUGUUUAACCCUGUGGAGCCCAGGUUAUUGGCCACAGCCAAUUCAAAGGAAGGCGUGGGACUAUGGGACAUUAGAAAACCUCAGAGUUCUCUCCUGCGCUAUGGUGGCAACCUAUCUCUCCAGAGUGCCAUGAGUGUGCGAUUCAACAGCAAUGGGACCCAACUCCUGGCCCUGCGGCGGCGCCUGCCCCCUGUCCUCUAUGACAUCCACUCCCGCCUGCCAGUGUUCCAGUUUGACAAUCAGGGUUACUUCAACUCAUGCACCAUGAAGAGCUGCUGUUUUGCAGGGGAUCGUGACCAGUAUAUCCUCUCAGGCUCUGAUGACUUCAACCUGUACAUGUGGAAGAUUCCUGCAGAUCCAGAAGCAGGUGGCAUUGGCAGAGUGGUCAAUGGAGCCUUCAUGGUGCUGAAAGGGCAUCGGUCCAUUGUUAACCAGGUCCGGUUUAACCCCCACACAUACAUGAUCUGCUCUUCUGGUGUAGAAAAGAUUAUCAAGAUCUGGAGUCCAUACAAGCAGCCAGGAUGUACAGGAGACCUCGACGGUCGGAUUGAAGAUGAUUCCCGCUGCCUCUACACCCAUGAAGAGUAUAUCAGCCUUGUACUGAACAGCGGAAGUGGCCUGUCCCACGACUAUGCUAACCAGUCGGUCCAGGAAGACCCCCGGAUGAUGGCUUUCUUUGACUCUUUGGUGCGCCGCGAGAUCGAGGGCUGGAGUUCCGACUCAGACAGUGACCUCAGCGAGAGCACCAUCCUUCAGCUGCACGCAGGGGUCAGUGAGCGCUCGGGCUACACUGACUCAGAGUCCUCAGCCUCACUGCCCCGUUCCCCACCUCCCACAGUAGACGAGUCUGCCGACAAUGCCUUCCACCUGGGACCCCUGCGAGUCACCUCCACAAAUGCCGUGGUGUCAACCCCAGCAACGCCAACGUGUGAGGAUGCGGCAUCUCGCCAGCAGCGCCUAUCUGCUCUGCGUCGCUACCAGGACAAGCGCCUCCUGGCCCUGUCCAAUGAGUCUGAUUCUGAAGAGAAUGCCUGUGAGGCUGAACUGGACACAGAUCUCUUCCCUCGGCCGAGGUCGCCCAGCCCCGAGGAUGGAUCCAGCAGCUCCAGCAGCUCCAGUAGCUCGGAGGAAGAAGAGGAACUGAACCAACGCCGAUCCACCACUCGGCAGCGAAACGCCAUGCGGAGGCGGCAUAAAACAGCCCGGGAAGAGCGGCCCAACGCUCCAGUCAAGCCCACCAACACCUACAUUGGAGAGGACAAUUAUGACUACCCCCAGAUCAAGGUGGAUGACCUCUCCUCCUCCCCAAACUCCUCCCCUGAGCGGAGUACUUCCAAUCUGGAUAUCCAGCCAAGCCGGACCCCACCAACUGCCAAUAUGGAAUCAGUAGAGCGAAAGAUUUAUAAAGCUUACAAGUGGCUCCGCUACUCCUACAUCUCUUACUCGAAUAACAAAGAUGGAGAAACUUCCUUAGUGGCAGAGGAGGCAGAUGAAGGGAGAGCAGGAACCAGCCCCAGAGACAACCCAACCCCUUCUUCCAGUAAGGAAGCCUGCCCAACCCAGAGAGACCAGGACCUGCCCCCUGAAGGCUGCAGCAAAGAUGCUUGUAAAGAAGGGACUUCCGCCAGGAAUCCCAGCGGUGGCACAAGCCACGAGCAGAGCAGCCAUCCUUGGGCAGAGGUGCCAGAGGGCACCUCUCAGGACACUAGCAGUAACAGCCCUCUAGAACACUCUUUUGAAACCAAGAAGCUCAAUGGAAAGGCCCUGAGCAGCCGGACUGAGGAGCCACCCUCUCCUGUCCCCAAAGCAUCUGGUUCCACUCUGAACAGUGCGUCUGGCAACUGUCCCAGGACCCAGUCUGAUGAUAGUGAGGAAAGGAGCCUUGAAACCCUCUGUGCCAACCACAACAAUGGACGCUUGCACCCCCGACCCCCUCACCCCCACAACAAUGGGCAGAACUCUGGGGAGCUGGAGACAGUGGUCUACUCUUCUCCAGGACACCCAGACACUGACCAUGAUAACCCAUCCCUGGCAGGGACACUUCUACAUAAAGAUUGUUGUGGGUCUGAAAUGGCCUGUGAGACCCCCAGUGCUGGAAUGAGAGAAGACCCCACUGACCCCUCAGCCAUGGACAGCAGCAAGGGUGUUCAUGACCACAGUGGCCUCAAAAGGCAUCGAAUUGAAUUGGAAGACACAGAUUCAGAGAAUUCCUCUUCAGAGAAGAAAUUAAAAACAUGAUAAAAACAAAGGGAAAACAAAAAGCUACAAAAAGUAGCCUUGCAAAAUAAUUUUUUCUUGUUUAGUGAACACAGAGGAAAGGAAAAAGUAUUAAAGGCACAUAAAACCGGGGCCUGAA